This is a messenger RNA of Ostrea edulis (European flat oyster), 2803 nucleotides long. RefSeq lists its product as uncharacterized. The record is from RefSeq and is a predicted model, not a curated record. NCBI's taxonomy places the organism in Eukaryota, Metazoa, Mollusca, Bivalvia, Ostreida, Ostreidae. The transcript has 5 exons. Bases 2131 to 2547 code for a protein of 138 amino acids.
UCUGCGGAUGUAAAACACAGGGUUUAAGAGACAAUUAUCAAUGGUAUGUGGUAUUACCUCUUUUCUUGAGUUUUUUGUUGGUCAAUCAUGUACUUGUGCUUUACAGGCCGUUGUAUGUAUCGUGUAACUAAUAAAUGUAUUUGUUUUCUAACUUUAUAUAUAUUUCUUUCUAAUAAAACUAUCUUGGGAUUGCCAAUUUGUCAUAAUGAAAAAGUUCGAAACUUUAUUAAAUAUUAGUAUGAAAAUUAUUUUGAAAUUUGUCAGAGAACAAAAUUCGGACCAUAUAGUUUCAAAUAUUACGUAACAGAUGUUUAAAUAGUACCUGUAUUUUUCAAUUUGGGGUUCAAAAUGCAUUGUACUAUUAUUCGAUAAUAAUAAACUAGUCACCUGCGGUUUGAUUUCACUCAGGUAGGAAUAUUUGUGGUCUCCCAACACCGGGGUUUUCAGCACAUGAAGGAGAUGUGUUCGUAUCUGAUGUUUCACACCUAUUAAAACAUGUAUACAGAAACUAUUUCAUAUGUUUUGUGGGAUAUUCUGAAAGUAAAGUGCUGGGAAAAUAUUUACUGUAAUAGAAACAAUAAAAAGACAAAUAUCCCUCACAUUCAAGUAAAUUAAACAUGCAUGGUCUAUGAAAACAUUGGGAGAAAUAUACUGUACAUUCACUACAUGUACCUAUACAUACAUAGCUUACAACAACAAAUAGGACCACGGGUCAUAACGCCCGCCAGACUUUCAGCCAGGUUUCUUACCGAAGUGCUUUAAUCGGCAUCGCAAAAUGUCAACCAUUGUAGUAAGCAUGAUUGAUUGAUUGUAUAUUGUUUAACGUCCCUCUCGAGAAUUUUUCACUCACAUGGAGACGUCACCACUGCCGGUGAAGAGCUGCAAAAUUUAGGCACAGGGAGGGAUCUUGAUCGUGCCAAACCUGCUGUGACACGUGACCUCGGUUUUUAUGGUCUCAUCAGAAGGACCACCCCAUUUAGUUGUCUCAUACGACAAGCAAGGGGUACUGAGGACCUAUUCUAACCCAGAUCCUCACAAUUAUGAGAGUUCGUGUAUAUUACUAGUGAAUUUCACACACUGCAGAUUUGUUGAUGUUGAAAAGAAAAUAUAAGAAACUUUUCUACAACCUACUGGGGAUGGUUGUCGGGAUUUUCUCCGGCUUACACAGUUAUGACCUCCUUAUAUAAACAAAACCAGAUAGAGGACUCCUAUUGGAAAUAAGUUCUAAAGAGUUUUUACAGGUUACAUGUAUCCCAGCUAGCAUUUACUAUCUAAGCCGAAUAAAGAUUUAUUUUACUCGGAGAACAUGCAUAUUUCAUUGUAAAGUAUCUGGGUCUUACUGUUGUGUGUCACGCGAAUUAAACCCCGGAUAUUUUUGCUUGAAAAUACAAUGGAGUCUACAGUCGCACUACACAGUGAUGCUUCAGAUAGGUAAACCAUACAAAAUUUCUUUGUAAUGUAUAUAUCAAUAUAUAUUAUGGGUAGCAAUAAAGAUCUAUUGGAUGGUUUGUGUGAAUUGCAUACAAAAUACAUGUAUAUAAAAAUUGUACAUAAUGCAUUUAUCACUUUUAACACACAUCGGUGCACGUACGUUGUAUCGAAUAUUUCAAUGACACAAAACAAUCUGCUUAUUGUUUCAAUGGUUUGACAGUAUCCACACAAUGCUACAUUUAUACGCUGUAUUAAGCAAUAUAAUAACAAUGGAACAAUGUAUAUAUUAUAUUGAACUGAAUUUGAACGUUCCUAAAUUUCCUACAAACGGAGACAAGAGAGUGGGACAAGUAGGAUCGCCAGCUUAUUGGGCGGUAUACAUUUUCGAUGGACAUUAUAAAUUCUCCACAUCGAGGACCUAUUGCUAUAGUAUUACCACGAACAGUUCUAGACAAAAAAGCGGUCACUUUAUGGUAGACAGUGGGCAUCAUAUUGCAGAGGCAAGCAGCCAUGCCAUCACUUCGGAUACUCAAGAAGUGGUACCACAAACAGACAGUCUGGUGAUAUUGAACAUACAGAAUCUGGUGAAAAUUUACGACGUAGGAUCCGGUAGUGACGUCGGCGAGAUUCACGCGCAGUAUCUCCUCGACAACGUACUGACGGGCACCAGAAAAUCCUUACAGACAAAUCUAGCUCGUAAUGACAGAAGUGAUUGGAGGGAUGGAACAAAUACGUUCCAAAACUUACAGGCUAGAUAUUUCCGCAGGCGUUGGAGAAUUUAAGAGUGAAAAGGCAAUCGUUGGAACCCUAGAGAAUAUUCAAUGGACAAAUCGAGUGGAGGAAAUCGACACGAAGAUUUCUUUUCUAUCAUCAGUGAUAACUGAUUUGAGAGAGAUUCAGUCACAGGGAUCAAGAAGGGACGCCAACUCGGAAAGCAGCUUUAGCGAUUCCGACGAAAAUUCAACCGAACCCACUGACUCGGUUACCAAAAAUAGAGCGUCUUUCUGGUGUGGAUUUUUCUGUGGAUCAUCCAAUUCAUGUAACAAAGUAGAAUCCAUUCACUGCAAAAGAUCUGCUUUUCUAAAGAGGAUUCGAAAGUUUCUCUGGAAGAAUUAACAGGAAUUUAGGUUUUUACUUUGAAAUGAACACACAAAUCCAAUAAAUCGAUGUACAUUUGUCUUUGCUGUGUUCAGGUAUUAAACUUACAUUACAAAAUGUCGUUCAUCAUGGACAAUAUGCUAUUCUAGUAUAAAUUUACAUAUGAUAGUAUUUAGCUGAAGGUAUAAUGUUAUAAGUCUAUUGUGUUGUAAACUUAAGAUCAUCAUUGAAUACUAUUAGUGUUUAGUAUUAUAUUAAAACUGUCUUAUUUCAA